AUGGCGGGCCGGCGGGCCCCGGUGGAGGUGGCGCGGGCGCUCCCGGUCCAGGUUGAACCGAUCCCCGGCCCGGACCCCUUCCCCCAGGGGUUCGUACAUCUAGUCCUCGAGCUCCCGUCGGAUGUUUUGUACUAUGAACAGCUAAAAUCUAAUGUGAUUCUCCAUGACCUUUUGGUGGACAGCCUGAUUUAUAAAGAUGUGAAGCUGACGGCCAGCAAUGACGACUAUUAUUUUGUAUUUGAAGAUUAUUUAUAUCAGGUUUUGCUGUGUUUUUCUCGAGACACCUCGGUCCUGCAACACUUUGUGUACAACAGUGCGACUCCACCCAAGUCGUACAUUAGAGGGAGACUGGGGAUGGAAGAAUACGCUGUCUGUUAUCCACCAAACGGUGUAAUCCCUUUCCACGGUUUUUCAAUGUACGUUGCUCCGCUUUGUUUUCUGUAUAAUGAGCCUUCCAAGCUGUAUCAGGUAUUCCGUGAAAUAUACGUGCGCUAUUUCUUCAGGCUUCAUUCCAUCUCUUCUCAUUCUUCCGGCAUUGUGUCGUUAUGCCUGCUGUUUGAGACUCUUCUCCAGACACAUCUACCACAGCUCUUUUACCAUCUGCGAGAAAUUGGGGCACAACCCCUGCGAAUAUCAUUCAAAUGGAUGGUCCGCGCAUUCUCCGGUUACUUAGCCACGGAUCAGCUCCUGCUUUUGUGGGACAGGAUUUUGGGAUACAACUCUCUGGAAAUCCUUGCAGUCCUGGCAGCUGCCGUGUUUGCUUUCCGAGCAGUGAAUCUAAUGGAGGUGACAUCACUGGCUGCCGCUGAAGCCGUCCUCGCUGAUCUUUCGACUCUGAAAGUCAUGCCUCUUCUUCAGAUUUUUCUGUUUGCCACCGGGACUUGAUCCUCCCUGGAACGCCUGGACUGCAGUGUGCUAGACCUCCGUCGGAUGCUAAUCGUAAACUAUGCAACAUCUUAACGAAAUCAAAUGAAAAGUAGAUUGCCAUGAAUAAGUUGUUUUUUUUUCUCGUCUGCACUUCUUACCUGGGAAAACAAAGGCCCUGAAUGCUUCUGAAAAUCAAGUCACAUGGCUGCAUGCUGCUGAAUGUGAGCCGAACUACAGCACCUGGACAUAAUGCAAGUCCCAACACUGCCGAUCCACUCAAACGCAGACCCUCUCAAAUGCCGCUGGAAGGAAAGACUACUGAUUUCUCCAUCUAAGCACCACCCUUUUGCUGCUAUGAAACUGGAAGGGAGGUCUAUUCAUCGUUAUCCCGUCAUUCCAUCUGUCAUCUUAAAAGUCCUGCAAUACUUGAAAAAGAGAAGGAUUCAAAUUACGCUCCCUGGGAAUCUGCCCACGGCAGUACCUUUUUCUUUUCCUCUUUCUUUUUCGUCUUUGGUUUCGUUUGUUCUCGACGGGAGGAGUAACAAUAGCCUUUUCUUUUCAAAACAGAAGUCAAAAGUGUUGUGAGAGAGGCACUGUUCCUUGUGUGGUGCGUGGCCCUGUUCUUCCUUCUGUCCCGCUGUUCCCUUUGGCCUGACAGGAUUUGCAGGUUUUUGAAGCUCCACCUAAAAAUCUGCAAGGCCUGUUUACCUCUGGGACCCACAGAAAGAGAACAGGGGAGGGGAGCUCUCGUGUGUCCUCCCUUCCAGUCUGCGCAAGCAAGGGAUCCGUCCCCACUCUCCAUCUCCUCCUUCCCGACUCUCCCAACCACAGCAUGUUGCAAAGCUGUACGUCCUCUGCAAAGCGGCCUGGGCGCACAGCUUCCUUCAGAACCCUUUUUCUGUACGGGAGCCAAAGCAGUUGCUUGUGCCUGACGUCAGGAGCCCCCGCUUUCUCUCCCUCGACUCCCAACUCCUCUCGAGCAGCUGAAUGUGCUGCCUCUGCCCGUUCCCCAGCCCCGGCUGGCCUACCAACUCGUGUGUCAACUCGAGGAGGAGCCUGGGCUCGUAUUCCGGCGUGACUCGAGUCGCACUGCUCCUAGGCAGGCAGAUGAUCUCGCACUGGUGCGUCACUGAGGGUUUCUUUUCCCUCUGGGGAUUUCACUAAAGCCUCCCUAAAAGCCCAAUCAAUUACCAGAUUAUUCUAAUUUAGCCCACGGACAGCUGUCGGCCAAGAUUGGGUGUCAAGGCAUCCCUUGGUGUAAAGCCGCCUUGCCUUGUUACUUCGACUGCUAAAGCCUUGUUACUCUUUGUCCAAUCUGUGCCCUUGGGUCCAUUUGUAGUGCCCAGUGGCUUCCAGCCAGAACCUGACCCGUUUUAUUUUGUCAGUUGAAAGGGAGUUUGUAUGACUGUCCCUGUGCUGCUGAGUGUUGAAACCUUUACAGUGUUGAAAUCUUUCCAGCAAGUGAGUUUCUUUUCAUCCGAUCCACCAGAUACUCCGUGAGCACACACGCUGUUUGGCCAGGGCUUGUGCCUGAAGGCUUUGUGGAGGCCUCCGUUGUCCACUUGAUUGAUGCACAUGGGACAUGCCCAUGAAUCAAACACUCGGUAGAAAGUAACUUCAGGUCCAGAGUUUAGAUGUUUACUCCUGUGCAUGUAAGAUGGUGGCAACUUAUUAAACCGUUUUCUGAAAGGAUGAGUUGAAGAAUUUAAAACGUGACAUUUAUUGUACCAAGCACGGUCAUUCUUUCCUUAUGAGGCUGCAUUGCCGCUGGAGCUUAAGUUUCACCUUUUUGUU
This is a messenger RNA of Gekko japonicus, 2661 nucleotides long. Its product is annotated as TBC1 domain family member 19-like. The transcript has 12 exons. Lineage: Eukaryota; Metazoa; Chordata; Lepidosauria; Squamata; Gekkonidae. Bases 1 to 885 code for a protein of 294 amino acids. The record is from RefSeq and is a predicted model, not a curated record.